Bemisia tabaci is the source of this 453-nucleotide messenger RNA. The record is from RefSeq and is a predicted model, not a curated record. Lineage: Eukaryota; Metazoa; Arthropoda; Insecta; Hemiptera; Aleyrodidae.
UGUUGCAGGCUCACCCCGUUCAGCGUCGGGAGUAUUUUGUGCGGGAGAAUCGCCUCAUUGCCGAAUAUCGGCGAAGCGAUGGACCGAUUGGCGUGGCUCGUUCUCACCGUCUUCUUAGCACUGUCACUCUACCAUUUCUUCAUCGUCCAAUUGAUAUACUUCUUCAUCGUUCGCCAGAAUCCCUUCGCGUAUUACGCUCAGCUGGCGCCUUCCUUGCUCACCGCUUUUGCCACCUCUUCCAAAGCUGCGUCGAUACCGAUAACUUUCAAAGUUCUGGAGGACGAAGUGAAGAUGGACAAGCGGAUCACCCGAUUCGUUCUGCCGAUCGGCAACUUGAAUCUGAACGGAUCCGCGGCGCACAUGCCCAUCAGCCUCCUUUUCAUCGCUCAACUCAACGACAUCGAUCUCGGGGUUGGAGACUACGUUAAUUUGCUGUGAGUAGAAGCAUCACGA